AUGCCCCGAGUGCGCCCAAGCGGUGCCGCCGCCAAUGCUCCCGUCACAGCGACUCCUCACAAAGCUGGAAUUAAGAUACCGCUCAACGAUGAUCGCGAAGAAAAAGCAAAGCGCCUACAAUCGCGCCAGGCCUUCCACGAAAUGCACAUGAACUCGCUCAAGGCUGCCGCAUCUCCCGCCCGCAAACGAAAGUCGCUAGGCCCAGAACUCGCAGAUGGCCCUCAAACUCCCAGCGGAAAUGCAUCUCAGGAAGAGGCUUUCCAUGUCGGAGGAAGUGCCGUCACGCCUAUGAAGCGUGUUCCUAUCCUGGCCAACUUUGAAGAAUGGAUGAAAAUGGCCACCGAUAACAAGAUUAAUGCAACAAAUUCUUGGAACUUUGCUCUGAUCGACUACUUUCACGACAUGUCCCUGUUAAGAGAGGGCGAUGGCGUCAACUUCCAGAAAGCUUCUUGUACUCUGGACGGCUGUGUCAAGAUUUACACUAGCAGAGUCGACAGUGUCGCAACAGAGACUGGAAAACUAUUGAGCGGUCUUGCCGACAGUGGAAACAAGAAAAAGCGAGGAGAUGCAGAUGAUGAGGAGAACGAGGAUGGUGAAGAUGAGGAGGGCGAAGACGGCACCAAGAAAAAGACGAAGAAAAAGUCACACCGCUCAGAGGCCACACUGGCAACGUCUUUCGCUCAACUGCAGCUCAAGAAGAUGGAACUCGAAUUUUCUGUCGACCCACUGUUCAAAAAGGCAUCCGCUGACUUCGAUGAGGGCGGCGCAAAAGGCUUAUUGCUGAACCAUCUCUCCAUAGACAACACUGGAAGGAUCGUCUUUGACAGCAGCGACGAUGCACAGGAUGAUGAUGAAUCUCGACGAGACAGCAUGGUUGAGGGGGAGGAGGAGAAGCUCGACGAUGAGGAAAUCAAGGCCGCUCCGCCGGCACCCAUCGACAUAUCUGGACUGGCUGCUCGUUUCUUCCCCGAUCUCUCCAAACUCGACUCUCAGGAUAUCUGCCCCUCGCUCAAGACUUUUGAACUUGGUGGUGGCAGCGCCUCGAUGGAUUUGCCCUUCUUGAAGGCCCCUGAAGAUUGGCGCACGCAGAAGGAAGAGGAGGACCAUGAUGACGCUCGUUCUGGAAUUGUUCUGGGCGACGAUGAUGCUGUUGGCUUCGACGACGAUGACGGUGCAUUCGGCGGCUUUGACAUUCCCAUCGAUGCUGGUUUCGGUGAGGGUGGUGAAGCCUGGGCUAAGGAGGCACAUGUCGAGCCACAACUUCGACCUCACGAUGCAGGCGCCGACGUUGAUGCUGGCGUUGGUGUUGAUGCAGAAGGCGGCGAGGUGGGUGGGUUCGACUCAAACGGCAACCAGUUCGGUGUCACUCUGGCGCAUCGCGGUGACGAACACGAGAACAUUCUGAGCUACUUUGAUCAAGCACUGCAAAAAAACUGGGCCGGUCCGGAACAUUGGAAAAUCAAGAAGAUCAAGGAUGCAGCGAAAGCGACACCUGCCACGACGAAGAAGAAGGAAAAGGAGCCUUUCGAGAUCGACUUCAUGAGUCCAAUGAACCAACAACUAGCCGACCUCCUCUACAUACCAGCUCCCUCGAACGCGACUAUCAGUCUGCCCAAGAAGGACUGGAAGAGCAAGACGCGCAAUUUGCUACCCGAUGACAAGCACUUUAGCUCACGCGAUCUGCUACGACUUUUCCUCAAGCCCAAGGCUCGCAUGGGUUCACGAAAGUCAACGCAACAGACGCGUGGCGGUGUUGAACAGUUCCAACACGGCGACGUAGAUGAGGCAUAUUGGGCAAAUAACCAAGGUCUGGCUGAACCUCAACCCAUCGAUGAAGAAGGUGCUCGAGGAGAUUACGACGCCAACUUUUUCCAAGACGAUGGCUUGGGUGCAGCACCAGGCGCUGCGGAUGACGAUGACGAUUUUGCGGAUGCGCAAGAGAUGUUGCCAGCUGCUGAUGCCUUCGAUGCUGCACAGUCAGGGGUACCUAACGAUCUACCCCCGAGCAGCCAAGAAACCGCCUUUGGAUCGAAUCUCAUCACGCAAAGUAGACGCAUGCGACCAGAAUAUGUACAAUACGCACGUGUGGCGAAGAAGGUCGAUGUACGACGACUGAAGGAAGAAAUGUGGCGAGGCAUUGGAUUUGAAAUUGAACCUACACAAACUCCUUCCAAAGCACCACCACCACCAACCGUCGAUAUAACCGAAGAAGGCACCUUCAAAUUCACAGAUGUGAUGAACAACCUGCGGCACGUCUAUCCCCAACAACAAUUAUCAGAUAUCAGCACGAGUUUCGGGUUCAUUUGUUUAUUGCACUUGGCCAACGAAAAGGGUCUGGUCAUUGAAAACCAAGAAGGCUUUGAAGAGUUGAUAUGCAGGAAAGAUGUCAGUUUCAAUGCCGCAGAUAAUGUUUAG
Messenger RNA from Aureobasidium pullulans EXF-150, 2415 nucleotides. Its product is annotated as barren. Gene Ontology annotation, biological process: mitotic chromosome condensation. Lineage: Eukaryota; Fungi; Ascomycota; Dothideomycetes; Dothideales; Saccotheciaceae. Gene Ontology annotation, molecular function: chromatin binding. The transcript is spliced from 2 exons. Bases 1 to 2415 code for a protein of 804 amino acids. The record is from RefSeq and is a predicted model, not a curated record. Gene Ontology annotation, cellular component: condensin complex.